GACAGAUCACAUCCGGGUUAAAGGUUGUAAUCAUGGAACGUUUGAUUCCUCAAGCCAUUUCCGCGUUGUUAGCAUAUUAGCAUUAAGCUCCCUGCUCUCUGGAAAGUAGUUGAUUUCUGCAAUUUUAUUCCCAUCCUGACCGUUGUUCUCAACACAGGCGUCUUUUGGACAACAGGAGAAAAGCGUUGGAGGUCUUCUGGGCAGAGAGUGUCCGACGGAGAGGAGAGUCUCAUCCAGAUGUUGUCUGUGUGGUGUGGAACUGUCGGUCAGUUUGUGGACUGGGGCUCGAUGAGCUGAUGAGUCAAAAAGGAAACUGAAACUAUUUGCUGCAUUUUGACAGAGGGUGUCAGUUCUGGUGCAGGGUUGUUGAACGGUUAAUGCACAGAGUAAAGAGGCUGAAAACUGAAGACAAAUCAGAAGACGACAAGGACAGCGUCACAGAGACACUGGCAGGCAUGACGGGGGUGGACGAGCUCUCAGACAGCACAGAGGUGGUGGAGAUGGAGGACGUGAAUCCCACCCAGUUCCAGGUGGAGAAGCAUACUUGGGACGGCCUGCGGAAGAUCAUCCACAACAGCCGCAAGCACACAGGCGUAGUCAUCAACAAGGCGCCACACGACUUCCAGUUCAUCCAGAAGGAUGAGACCAGUCCGCACUCCCACCGCAUCUACUACCUUGGAAUGCCUUACGCCAGUAGGGAAAAUGCUUUACUCUACUCAGACAUUCCCAAGAAGAUCCGCAAAGAUGCCCUGUUGGUUUUGUCGUGGAAACAGGUGCUGGAUCACUUCCAGGCCAGCCCUCACCAUGGGGGCCUCUCCCGGGAGGAGGAGCUGCUGAGAGAGAGGAAACGUUUGGGGGUGUCAGGCAUCACCUCCUACGACUACCACCGAGCCAGCGGCCUCUUCCUGUUCCAGGCCAACAGCAGUCUGUACUACUGCCGUGAUGGUGGGAACAACAGCUUCAUUACUUCUCCUAUGGAGCCUCUCGAGAUUAAGAGCCAGAGUUCAGGCACACGCAUGGACCCAAAGAUCUGCCCCGGGGACCCCAACUUUAUCGGCUUCAUCAACAACAACGACAUUUGGGUGACCAGCAUUCAGACAAAUGAAGAGAGGAGGCUCACCUUCUGCCAUAAAGGUAUUGAUAACCCAAAGGAGGACACCAAAUCUGCCGGUGUAGCUACUUUUGUCACACAGGAAGAGUUUGACCGCUUCACUGGAUACUGGUGGUCGCCUGCUGCUCGUGAGGAAUCAGAUGGCGGAAAGACUCUGCAGAUUCUGUACGAGGAGGUGGACGAGUCUGAGGUCGAGAUCAUUCACGUUCCAUCUCCAGCUUUGGAAGAGCGCAAGACAGACAUCUACAGAUACCCACGCGCAGGCAGCAAGAAUCCGGAUAUCACUCUCAAAAUAGCAGAAAUAAGGACAGAUAAUCUUGGCAAAAUUGUCAGCACACAGGACAAGGAGUUGCCUUUUCCUUUCAGCAGCCUAUUUCCUGAGGCCGAAUAUAUCACCAGAGCCGGUUGGACCAAAGACGGCAGAUUUGCGUGGGCGGUCAUGAUGGACAGAAGGCAGCAGCACCUCCAGUUAGUCCUGCUGCCUCCAGAGCUCUUCAUUCCAGUACCUAAAGACAAGGCCAGCAGGCAGCAGAGCCUGGAGGCUCUCGGAGAUGCCGUUCAGCCCUUCAUCAUCUACCAGGAAACCAGCGAUAUCUGGAUUAAUGUACACGACAUCUUCCAUCCAUUCAUCCAAACCAGUGAUGAUGAGAUCACAUUCAUCACAGUGAAUGAAUCAAAAACAGGUUUCUGUCACCUGUAUAAGAUCACCUCGGUGUUACAGCGGGGCAGCUACAACUGGGCCAAAGGAUACAGUCACUCUAAUGAUGAUUUCAAAUGUCCAGUCAAAGAGGAGGUGACAGUAACCAGUGGGGACUGGGAGGUGCUGGCCAAUCAUGGAGCAAAGCGUUCAUCCAGUCCUCAGAUUUGGGUGGACGAGGCAAAAAAGUUGGUUUACUUCCAGGGAACCAAAGACUCUCCUCUGGAGCAUCACCUCUAUGUAGUAAGCUACGACUCGCCGGGUGAAAUCGUCCGACUCACCAAACCUGGCUUCUCCCACAGCUGCUCUGUGAGCCAGACCUUUGACAUGUUCAUCAGCCAUUACAGCAGUUUGACCACGUCUCCCUGUGUUCACAUCUACAAGCUGAAUGGCUCUGACGAUGACCCGCUGCACAAAGAGCCUCAGUUCUGGGCGAGCAUGAUGGAGUCUUCUGGCUUUCCCUUUGACUCCACUCCUCCAGAGAUUUUUAGCUUCACAGGGAAGUCGGGCUUCGAUCUGUAUGGCAUGUUGUACAAACCACAGAACCUGGUCCCCGGCAGGAAGCAUCCCACCGUCGUCUUUGUCUAUGGUGGUCCGCAGGUCCAGUUAGUGAAUAACUCUUAUAAAGGUGUGAAGUACCUGCGGCUGAGCACUCUGGCGUCUCUGGGCUACGUUGUGCUGGUCAUCGAUGGGCGGGGUUCCUGUCAGCGAGGACUCAAGUUUGAAGGAGCUGUGAAAGACAAAAUGGGUCAGGUGGAGAUUGACGACCAGGUGGAGGGUUUGCACUACGUAGCUGACAAGUACAAGUUCGUGGACCUGAGUCGUGUUGCAAUCCACGGCUGGUCGUAUGGAGGUUUCCUGUCUCUUAUGGGCCUCAUCCACAAACCCGACAUCUUCAAGGUUGCCAUUGCAGGAGCUCCAGUGACGUUGUGGAUGGCCUAUGACACAGGCUACACAGAGCGAUACUUAGACACACCUGAGAAAAACCAGAAGGGAUACGAGGCUUGUUCUGUCGCGCUGCAUGUCGACAAACUCCCCAACGAGCCCAACAGAUUGCUCAUCCUGCACGGGUUUCUAGAUGAGAAUGUGCACUUUUUCCACACCAACUUCCUCGUGUCUCAACUCAUCCGGGCAGGGAAGCCGUACAGCCUGCAGGUUUAUCCCAACGAGCGACACAGCAUCCGGUGUCCAGAGUCCGGAGAGCAUUACGAGAUUACACUGCUGCACUUCCUCCAGCAGAACCUCUGAUAAGCCUUUCUACACACUGACCUUCCCUUUCCUUGCUUCCUUGCUUCCUUCCCUCGUCUCCCUGCCUCGUCCAUUUAUUUAAACCUGCAAUUAUUCUCUUUCACUUGAUUUUAUGAUGUGUUAAAUUCAAGCUAUGCCAAACCUUAUCACACCUCAAGAGUUGUUGUCAGUUUUACAGGUGCAAAAGCAUUUCAGCAUCAAUCGAUCGUCACAUGGUUCACACUUUAGGCCUGAAUUAGACCAUCAAUGAACAAAGUCUGUGUUUUGCAGUAGAGGGAAAUCUGCAGAUUUCUCUGUGCCCCUGACAGCAGAGGGCACUGUUCAUUCAGAACAGACUGAUGCUCUCUUGAGAUGGUGACGAUGGUAGACAGAGUCACGAUGUGAUGACGAUGACGUUCAAAUACUGCUCGUUGCACCGUUUAACACAGAUCAGCAAUGCAAAAAAUACCCAAGUGGACCUGCUGUGCCCAGGAGAUUUCUCUUUUUUUGUUGUUGUGCCGUUUCCUGUUUUUUAUUGAACUCUCACUUUGUUUUUCUGGGAACCGACUGAUAAAAUUUUGUUUCUGUGUCUGUGAAUAAACACUGGAGUGAACUCAGUGAAGCUCUAUGAGAGCAGACGAGAAAGCUCUUAACCCCCUUUGUUGUACACUUGUGCUCUUGUGCUGUCAUAGAUAACUUUAUGUGGUGUGUGGAAAAAAAAAAGUCACAUACCACAUUUUUAUGUGUAUUGGAAAAAAAGGUAUUUUUAUGAUUCUUAUGCAUUCAUAAAUGUUGGAAAUAUGUAGCGACCUGUUGCUGUUUCACUCGCUUGCUUUAAUUUUCCGGGGAGCUUCUUUUUCUUCUGCUGCUGAGGACUUUUGCACAUGUUACAUGUUUGCCUUGGUGCCAACAAACUGACCAAUAAGAUGAUGUUUGACCCAACUGUUGGCGGUCUGAGGUGCCUUGUAAGAGUUUAAGAGUGCCUGCUCAUAUAGUGAAUAUCAGGGAAUCUGUCUGAGGACCUACAACAGUAAAAUGCCUUGUUACAUGUGUGUCUGAUGACCAUCUGUAUCAUGACCUGUACAUGGUGAAAUGUAUUCUCAGAUAUUGAAGAAAUAAAUGGAAGUGAACAAUCUUUUUCAAA
Acanthopagrus latus (yellowfin seabream) is the source of this 4179-nucleotide messenger RNA. RefSeq names its product dipeptidyl peptidase 9-like. Gene Ontology annotation, biological process: proteolysis. The coding region runs from base 378 to 3056 and encodes 892 amino acids. Gene Ontology annotation, molecular function: serine-type peptidase activity; dipeptidyl-peptidase activity. The transcript is spliced from 22 exons. Lineage: Eukaryota; Metazoa; Chordata; Actinopteri; Spariformes; Sparidae. The record is from RefSeq and is a predicted model, not a curated record.